Messenger RNA from Dipodomys ordii (Ord's kangaroo rat), 7998 nucleotides. It is a transcript of the gene Atr, whose product is annotated as ATR serine/threonine kinase. Gene Ontology annotation, molecular function: protein serine/threonine kinase activity; protein binding. The record is from RefSeq and is a predicted model, not a curated record. NCBI's taxonomy places the organism in Eukaryota, Metazoa, Chordata, Mammalia, Rodentia, Heteromyidae. The transcript has 46 exons. Gene Ontology annotation, cellular component: nucleus. The coding region runs from base 31 to 7818 and encodes 2595 amino acids. Gene Ontology annotation, biological process: telomere maintenance; DNA damage checkpoint signaling; protein phosphorylation.
UGUGGUGGCCGAGGGCCGCGCGGCCUCAACAUGGGCGAGCAUGGCCUGGAGCUGGCGUCCAUGAUUCCCGCCCUGCGGGAGCUGGGCAGUGCCACUCCAGAGGAGUAUAAUACAGUGGUGCAGAAGCCAAGACAAAUCCUUUGUCAAUUCAUCGACCGAAUACUUACAGAUGUAAAUGUUGUUGCCCUAGAACUCAUAAAGAAGACAGACUCUCAGCCCACCUCUGUGAUGCUGCUUGAUUUCAUCCAGCAUAUCAUGAAGUCCUCCCCGCUUAUGUUUGUCAAUGUGGAUGGAGGCCAGGACCAAAGCGAGGCCAAAGGCAGCUGUGUUGAAUUCAGUAACUGGAUCAUCACAAGACUUUUACGGAUUACAGCAGCUCCAUCCUGUCACGUCUUACACAAGAAAAUUAGUGAAGUUAUCUGCUCGCUCUUAUUUCUUUUUAAAAGCAAGAAUCCUACAAUUUUCGGGGUCCUCACAAAAGAAUUAUUACUUGUUUUCGAAGAUUUUAUUCACCUCCACCAAAGAAAUGCGGCUGGAGAUAUAAAAGAGUGGCCAGUGGUCAUCUAUAGAUUUUUUAGCCAGUUAGAUGAACACAUGGGUUAUUUACAAGCAGCUCCGUUGCAGCUCAUGAGCAUGCAAAAUUUAGAAUUUAUUGAAGUCACUCUAUUAAUGGUUCUCAUUCGCAUUGUUGCAAAUGUGUUUUUUAGACGGCAAGAACUCUUACUUUGGCGCAUAGGGUGUGUUCUCCUGGAGUACGGUAGUCCAAAAGUGAAGUCCUUAGCAAUCACCCUUUUAACUGAACUCUUUGAGCUCGGAGGACUACCUAUCCAGCCAGCCAGCAUGUUUUUUAAGUCACUUUUGGAAUUAUUAAAAGACCUUGCAGAAAUGGACACUGACCAAUUGCAACUGUACGAAGAGCCACUGUCAAAGCUGAUCAAAACACUAUUCCCCUUUGAAGCAGACGCAUAUGGAAAUAUUGAGCCAGUCUAUUUAAAUAUGCUGCUGGAGAAACUCUGCGUCAUGUUUGAGAGUGGCGUGCUUAUGCGGCUCAAGUCCGAUCUGCUAAAGGGGGCCCUGUGUCAUUUACUGCAGUAUUUCCUGACCUUUGUGCCUGCUGGGUAUGAAUCGGCUCUCCAAGUCAGGAAGGCCUACGUGAGGAACAUCUGCAGAGCUCUCAUGGACAUUCUCGGGACUCAAGUAGAUGAAGAGUACUUGUUGGGUCCACUUUAUGCUGCCCUGAAAAUGGAGAGUGCGGAGGCGAUUCCAUGCUGGACUAAACAGGAAGAUGGCAGCAGCACCAGUGAUGAGAUCUCUCCCAAAAGGCGCAGGCACAGUUCCUCCAUCUCAUCCCAAAGAGAAUCAGAGCAAUCCAAAGACCUGGAUCACAUGGAUAUGAGUGAAAAAAGCCUGCUCUGGAGUACACUGAAACACAAAGCUGAGGCUCUUCAGGCUUCCCUUGAAUGUAAUCUUGCAAAGAAUCACAUAACCGAGACUUUAGAAGGACUCACUGUUGUCUUACGGCUGGCUGCUCUGUGCACUGUGCACCGUUCAUCAGACUACAUGGAGUGCCAUGAUUUCAACUGCCAAGACGGAAGCAAGAAGAAUUCUCCAAUGGCCAUGACUUGGAUGCCUUUGGAUUUUUACUCAAAAGUGCUAAAGAGCUCUAGGAGUUUGUUAGAAUCUGUUCAGAAGUCUGAAUUGGAGGUGGUCAUUGAUAAAGUGGUGAAAAUUUAUGAUGCUUUGAUUUAUAUGCAAAUAAAACAUUCAUUUGAAGAUGAGAUUCUGGAAGAUUUGUGUGGAAUGCUCUCACUCCCGUGGCUUUCUUCCCUCUCUGAUGAUGACCCUGCAAAACUUCCUGCAUUUGCCUCUCCUCUUCUGAGACUAAGCCAGAGGGUUUCUGGCAGCUACUCACUUCCGGCACUGUCACGAUGUGUGUUUCUUUUGACUCUGUUUCCAAGAAGAAUAUUCCUGGAUUGGAGAACAGCAGUUUACAGCUGGGCCCUGCAGAGCUCCCAGGAAGCCAUCCGCGCCAGUUGUGUGAAUGGAUUUUUUAUCUUGUUGCAACAGCCGAGUUCCUGUGACACAGUUCCCCAGAUGCUUUUAGAUAAAGUCAAGGACGAUUCUGACAUGGUGAAGAAAGAAUUUGCUUCCAUACUUGGUCAGCUUGUCUGUACUCUCCAUGGCAUGUUCGAUCUGAGCAAUUCUUUAGUGGAACCUGACAUUGGGCACAGCCCUGUGGGCCUCUUCUGCAAGAAUGUGAAAGCUAUGUCUCAGAUGAAGUGUUCUUCUUUCCAGCUGAAGGCUUCCAUUUGCAAGCCAUUCCUAUUCCUCUUGAAAAAGCAAACACCUAGUCCUGUAAAACUUGCUUUCAUAGACAAUUUGCAUCAUCUGUGUAAGCACCUUGAUUUUCAGGAAGAUGAAACAGAUGUAAAAGUGGUUCUCGGGGCCUUUUUAAACUUAAUGGAGGAUCCAGACAAGAAUGUUCGAGUGGCGUUUAGUGGAAACAUUAAGCACAUACUGGAAUCCCUGAACUCUGAAGAUGGAUUUAUAAAAGAGCUUUUCGUCUUAAGAAUGAAGGACGCAUACACACACGCCCAAAUCUCACGCAAUAAUGAACUGAAGGAUACCUUGAUCCUUACAACAGGCGACAUCGGAAGAGCAGCGAAAGGAGAUCUGGUACCUUUUGCACUCUUACACUUGUUGCACUGUUUGUUAUCUAAGUCAGCAUCAGUAUCUGGAGCAGCAUACACAGAAAUUCGAGCUCUUGUUGCAGCUAAAAGUGUUAAGCUACAAAAUUUUUUCAGUCAGUAUAAGAAGCCCAUCUGUCAGUUCUUGGUGGAGACUCUCCACUCGAGUCAGAUGGCGGCACUCUCCGGUAGUAGCACCCUGUAUCAGACUGCCGAGAUGCGACUGCGAGAUGACGCUCACCACAGAGAAAUGGCCUUAAAUACCUUGUCUGAAAUCGCCAAUGUUUUUGACUUUCCUGACCUGAAUCGUUUCCUUAAUCGGACGUUGCAGGUUCUGCUCCCCGACCUUGCCGCCAAAGCCAGCCCAGCAGCGUCUGCCCUCAUUCGAACUUUAGGAAACCAGUUAAAUGUCAAUCGCAGAGAGAUUUUAAUCAAUAACUUCAAAUAUAUCUUUUCUCACUUGGUUUGUUCCUGUUCCAAAGAUGAAUUAGAACGUGCCCUUCAUUAUCUGAAGAAUGAAACGGAAAUUGAGCUGGGAAGUCUGCUGAGACAGGAUUUCCAAGGCCUGCACAAUGAGUUAUUGCUGCGCAUUGGAGAACAUUAUCAGCAGGUGUUCAACGGUCUGUCCAUCCUUGCCUCCUUUGCCUCCAGUGAUGACCCGUACCAGGGCCCGCGAGGCGCCAUGUCACCGGAACUCAUGGCUGAUUAUUUACAACCAAAGCUGCUAGGCAUUUUGGCGUUUUUUAAUAUGCAGUUACUGAGCUCUAGUGUUGGCAUCGAAGAUAAGAAAAUGGCCCUGAGCAGUUUGAUGUCUCUGAUGAAGUUGAUGGGACCCAAACAUGUCAGUUCUGUGAGGGUGAAAAUGAUGACCACACUGAGAACUGGCCUUCGAUUCAAGGACAGUUUUCCUGAACUGUGUUGCAGAGCGUGGGACUGCUUUGUUCGGUGCUUAGACCACGCCUACCUGGGCUCUCUUCUCAGUCAUGUGAUAGUAGCUCUGUUACCUCUCAUCCACAUCCAGCCUAAGGAAACUGCAGCUAUCUUUCACUAUCUUAUCAUUGACAACAGGGAUGCUGUGCAAGAUUUUCUUCAUGAAAUAUACUUUUUACCUGAUCAUCCUGAAUUACAGAAGAUAAAAGCAGUUCUCCAGGAAUACAGAAAGGAGACCUCUGAGAGUACUGAUCUUCAAACAUCACUCCAGCUGUCCAUGAAAGCAGUUCAACACGAAAAUGUAGAUGUUCGCAUUCACGCUCUUACAAGCUUGAAAGAAACCUUGUAUAAGAAUCAGGAAAAACUGAUCAAAUAUGCGACGAAUAGUGAAACAGUCGAGCCUGUUAUCUCCCAGCUGGUGACUGUGCUUUUGAAAGGUUGUCAGGAUGCCAACUCUCAAGCUCGCUUGCUCUGUGGUGAAUGUCUAGGGGAAUUGGGGGCAAUAGAUCCAGGUCGAUUAGAUUUUUCAACAACUGAAACCCAAGGAAAAGAUUUUACAUUUGUGACUGGAGUAGAAGAUUUAAACUUUGCCUAUGGAUUAUUGAUGGAACUGACAAGAGCUUACCUUGCAUAUGCAGAUAACAGCCGAGUCCAAGAUUCAGCAGCUUAUGCUAUUCAGGAACUGCUUUCUAUUUAUGACUGCAGAGAGAUGCAGAACCACAGCCGAGGCAACCAAUUAUGGAAGAUGUUUCCUGAGCAUGUUCGGGAAAUACUAGAACCUCAUCUCAAUACCCGGUAUAAGAGUUCUCAGAAGUCAACAGAUUGGUCUGAAGUAAAGAAGCCAAUUUACUUAAGUAAAUUAGGUAAUAACUUUGCAGACUGGUCGGCGUCUUGGGCAGGUUAUCUUAUCACAAAGGUCUAUGCAGAAAUCAUGGCAGUUUUGAAGCAUGAUGAUCAGCAGAGUGCCAGUGCCCAAGACCAUGCAUCCGACCUGUGUCAGCUGAGCAUACAGACCGUGUUCUCCAUGCUGGACCACCUCGCCCAGUGGGCCAGGCACAGAUUUCAGGAAAUGAACGCUGAGGAUGCUCCACAGAGCAAAUCGAGCAAAGAGAAGGCCAAACCAGUGGUAUCAAGCCCACAAGAGGGUGGCUAUCAGAGCGUGACUCGUUUUCUGGACCUCAUUCCUCAGGAUACUCUGGCAGUAGCUUCCUUUCGCUCCAAAGCAUACACACGAGCUGUAAUGCACUUUGAAUCAUUCAUUACAGAAAAAAAGCAAAAUAUUCGGGAGCAUCUUGGAUUUUUACAGAAAUUGUACGCUGCUAUGCAUGAAGCAGAUGGAGUGGCCGGCGUGAGUGCGAUUCGAAAGGCAGAGCCAUCUUUGAAAGAACAGAUCCUUGAACAUGAAAGCACCGGCUUGCUGAGGGAUGCCACGGCUUGCUAUGACCGAGCUAUUCAGCUAGAACCAGAUCAGAUCAUUCACUAUCAUGGGGUGGUGAAGUCCAUGCUAGGUCUUGGUCAGCUUUCUUCUGUAAUCACUCAAGUAAAUGGAGUACACGCCAGCAGGUCUGAAUGGAUUGAGGAAUUAAACACGUACAGAGUGGAAGCAGCGUGGAAGCUGUCACAGUGGGACUUGGUGGAGAACUAUCUUGCGGCAGAUAGAAAGUCUACAACAUGGAGUGUCAGACUAGGGCAGCUACUACUAUCAGCCAAGAAAAAAGAUGUCACAGCUUUUUAUGACACAUUGAAACUCGUGAGAGCAGAGCAGAUUGUACCACUGUCGGCUGCAAGCUUUGAAAGAGGCUCCUACCAGCGAGGAUAUGAAUACAUUGUGAGGUUGCACAUGUUGUGUGAGUUAGAGCAUGGCGUCAGACCUCUGUUUCACCAGUUUCCAGGUGAUGGGUGUCACGAGGACUCUCUCAACUGGGUGGCUCGUCUAGAGAUGACCCAGAAUUCCUACAGAGCCAAGGAGCCCAUCCUGGCCCUCCGGAGGGCUUUGCUGAGUCUCAACAAAAGACCAGAUUACAAUGAGAUGAUUGGAGAAUGCUGGCUACAGAGUGCCAGAGUGGCUCGAAAGGCUGGUCACCACCAGACAGCCUACAACGCUCUCCUCAAUGCCGGGGAGUCCAGACUCGCCGAACUCUACAUGGAAAAGGCCAAGUGGCUCUGGUCCAAGGGAGAUGUUCAUCAGGCACUUAUUGUUCUUCAAAAAGGUGUUGAUUUAUGUUUUCCUGAAGAUAAAUCCCAAACUGAGAGUAAGGACAUGUUGAUUCUUGGUCGAGCUACCCUACUUGUGGGCCGAUUUAUGGAAGAAACAGCUAACUUUGAGAGCAAUGCAGUUAUGAAAAAAUACAAGGAUGUGACCUUGUUCCUCCCAGAGUGGGAAGUUGGGCAUUUUUACCUUGCCAAGUACUAUGACAAACUGAUGCCCAUGGUAACAGACAACAAAAUGGAGAAGCAAGGCGACCUCAUCCGUUACAUAGUCAUUCACUUUGGAAAAUCUUUACAGUAUGGAAAUCAAUUCAUUUAUCAGUCAAUGCCCCGAAUGUUAUCACUAUGGCUUGAUUUUGGUGCUAAAGCAUACGAGUGUGAAAAAGGUAGCCGAGCUGAUCGCAUACAAAUGAAAAAUGACUUGACUAAAAUGAAUAAGGUUAUCACAGAACACAAGAAUCAGCUACCUCCCUAUCAAUUUUUGACUGCCUUUUCACAAUUGAUCUCUCGAAUCUGUCAUUCUUCAAAUGAAGUCUUUGUUGUCUUGAUGGAAAUAAUAGCCAAAGUUUUCUUGUCCUAUCCUCAGCAAGCAAUGUGGCUGAUAACAGCUGUGUCAAAGUCUUCUUAUCCCAUGCGUGUGAACAGAUGCAAGGAAAUUUUAAACAAAGCUAUCAAUAUGAAAAAGUCAUUAGAAAAGUUUGUUGGAGAUUCAACUCGCCUGACAGACAAGCUUCUGGAAUUGUGCAACAGACCGUUUGAUGUGAGUGUUUCCACAUUUAGCAUGAAUACUCACUUUAAAAUGCUGAAGAAGUUGGUGGAAGAUAUGACAUUCAGUGAAAUCCUCAUUCCUUUGCAAUCAGUCAUGAUACCUACACUUCCUUCCAUUCUGGGUGCUCAUGCCAACCAUGAUGCAUUUCCCGGGCAUUGGAUCUAUAUUACAGGCUUCGAUGAUACGGUGGAAAUUCUUCCUUCUCUUCAGAAACCAAAGAAAAUCUCUAUAAAAGGUUCAGAUGGAAAGUUGUAUAUCAUGAUGUGCAAGCCAAAAGAUGACCUGAGAAAGGACUGUAGACUAAUGGAAUUCAACUCUUUGAUUAACAAGAGCUUAAGAAAAGAUGCAGAGUCUCGCCGAAGAGAACUUCAUAUCCGAACCUAUGCGGUUAUUCCACUGAAUGACGAGAGCGGCAUUAUUGAAUGGGUGAACAACACUGCUGGCUUGAGGCCUAUUCUGACCAAACUCUAUAAGGAAAAGGGUGUGUAUAUGACAGGAAAGGAACUUCGCCAGUGUAUGCUACCCAAGUCAGCAUCAUUGUGUGAGAAACUGAAAAUAUACCAAGAAUUUCUCCUGCCCAAGCACUUUCCUAUUUUUCAUGAGUGGUUUCUGAGAACAUUUCCAGAUCCUACAUCAUGGUAUAGUAGCAGAUCCGCAUACUGCCGUUCAACCGCUGUGAUGUCUAUUGUUGGUUAUCUCCUGGGGCUUGGAGACAGGCAUGGUGAAAACAUUCUUUUUGAUUCUUUGACUGGCGAAUGUGUACAUGUGGAUUUCAACUGUCUUUUUAAUAAGGGAGAAACCUUUGAAUUUCCAGAGACUGUACCAUUUCGCCUCACUCAUAAUAUGGUUUAUGCAAUGGGUCCUAUGGGCACAGAGGGUCUUUUUCGAAGAGCCUGUGAAGUUACACUGCGGCUGAUACGCGAUCAGAGGGAGCCUUUAAUGAGUGUCUUAAAGACUUUUAUACAUGACCCUCUAGUGGAGUGGAGUAAACCACCAAAGGGACUUUCGAAAGGAUCCUUGAAUGAGACCGGGGAAGUGGUCAAUGAAAAGGCCAAGACCCAUGUUCUUGACAUUGAGCAGCGACUACAAGGUAUCAUCAAGAACCGAAACAGAGUGACAGGCCUGCCUCUGUCUAUCGAAGGACACGUGCAUUACCUCAUCCAGGAAGCUACUGAUAAAAACUUACUCUGCCAAAUGUAUCUUGGUUGGACCCCAUAUAUGUGAAAUGAAAUUCUUUCAACGAAUAUUUUAAUAAUCUAAAAUUAAAUGCACCAAUAAGUUAUAUCUAUUCAGUUCUAAAGCACAACAUAGGUUUUAUGUUCUCAGAAGAAUUGGUUUUAUUUGUCUGUUAACUAUAUUUAUAAUGGUGGUGUAUGUUCAGUCAUUAAAACUUUUUUCUUAGCA